AUGCUCUUCCUCGACGACGCCAGGAUGAAGAACUUUACGUCGGCGUAUAAAGACGUCGACUUCUUGAACUUCUUCUACAAGCACCUGCGCGAAAACGAGACGGGCCGAUUUGAGGAGCACUUCCCCUACCUGAGCCGCUGUGGACGCGAGAGGAAUUUGUUGAGAUGUGACGAUCGGCCGAUCGUCUUCACGAAAAUCCUCGACGACGGCAAAUUCUGGAGGCUGGGCGAGUCGACGAUAAAAGUGGAAAUUGCGCCCUCGCGCUUCUUCAUGCUGCCGAAUGGCCGUCUCUACCACCCAGCCCCGUUCGGCCGAUACGGCUUGGUGAAGUCGGCCGUCGCUGAUCUGAUCUUCCCGAAUUUUGAGUUCGAUUCUGAUGGUUUUCCGCGCGCUUCGCGUUGCCCUACUCUUCCGCGCGGUGUCUCCUCUUCUCACAAUCGCUAUUCGUAUUUG
Mesorhabditis spiculigera is the source of this 453-nucleotide messenger RNA. NCBI's taxonomy places the organism in Eukaryota, Metazoa, Nematoda, Chromadorea, Rhabditida, Rhabditidae. The record is from the annotation of a GenBank genome assembly.